Molecule: messenger RNA, 3336 nt
Organism: Acanthopagrus latus (yellowfin seabream)
Lineage: Eukaryota; Metazoa; Chordata; Actinopteri; Spariformes; Sparidae
Product: sialic acid-binding Ig-like lectin 13
Exons: 8
Coding region: 331-1716 (461 amino acids)
Source: RefSeq, a predicted model, not a curated record
UUAAAUAUAACAAUGUUAUUGUUUUUGUAGUCACUGUGUAAAUCACUUUGAUAGUAAAGGCUAAUUACACUGUUUUGUCAUGAAUAAUUCAUUUUUUUGUGACUCGUGAAGUGAAAACUAGGAUCAAGACACAUGUUAAUCUAAAAAAAGAAAAAAAAAAUUGCCGUCACACCCAUGUUAAUUUCUGUGACUUCCUCAUUUUCAAGUCGACUUUUACAGGGUAUUUUAAAAAGCAGCACAACUCUGAAGGAACUUCAUUUCUCUGUUCAUCUUUCAUGGUGUGUUGUAAGAGCUGAAGAAAAGAGUUUCUGCCUCUCCUGACACGCAGAGAUGGCUGCAGCUCUGACUGUCCUUCUCAUCGGCUGUCUGCUGCAAACUGCCCUGUGUGGACGGACUGAGGUCUUUAUACCACAGACUAUAAAAGUCCUGAGUGGAUCCUGUGUGACCAUCCCCUGCUCCUUUGAUGUAGAGGACCAGUAUAUCUCAAGUAUUGAUGGAACAUGUGGAGCAUUGUGGAAAUCUGAUGUACAGACUGUUGUGUUUAACAGCAGUAAUCCACAAUCAAGUGCAAUACAAGGAGAACUGAAAGGAGACUUGAAAAGAAGAGACUGCAGCACAACCCUGAACAACAUGAGACCUGAGCACAGCAAAGAAUAUUUAUUAAGAGUGCAAUGUGAUGUGUUCAAAUUUAAUUUUCAUGACCAGAAGUUGCACAUUUCAGUCACAGAUGAUCCACCCACACCGACUCUGACUCCGUCCACACUGAAGGUGGAGGAGGGAGCCUCAGUGAGUUUGAAGUGCUCUGCUCCAGCUCCCUGUCUGUCUCAUCCUCCAGCUCUGACAUGGACCUCCAGCCUGGGUCACAUUCAGGAGUCACUGCAGGAGAAUCAGGACAGAACUAAAGUCCAGACCUCUGUUCUGACCUUCACUGCUUCUCGCCUUCAUCACGGACAGAUAAUCUCCUGUACUGCAGUCUACAACAAACAAGAUGGCAGCUCUCAGUCAGUUAGCACCAGUUUGACAGCUGAUGUUUCAUUUGCUCCACAGAUCCUGUCCUCAUAUGGCUGCAUUCAAACUGCAGACCAGCUUAACUGUUCCUGUGAGACUGUGGGGAAUCCUCCUCCUGCUCUACAGUGGUAUUUGGAUGGGUUACCUGUCAAUCACUCUGACAGGUUUGCAACCAGCAGUGAGCCUCUAAACAUCUCAGGUCUGAGGAGCAUCAUCACUGUGAGUCAACCACAACAGAGGGAUCUUUCCACUUUGCUCUGCCACAGCUCCAACUCCCUGGGAUCAGCUACUCAGAGAUUUUGUGUCAACAACCUUGAGCCUCAAAUAUCUGCAAAACAUCAAGACUUCGUGAUGUUGCUAGUGUUCAUCACCAUAAUUGUGGCUCUAUUUCUAAUAAUAUGUGGUCUGCUGUUGGUCAUCAGGGCUCAGAGGACUCACCAGGUCGUUCAUAAGAGCACAGUUGCUAUGAGCCAAGUUCUCACAAGUGGAGAGGCAGAUGAGGAACCCAAUGCAGAAGAAGAAGCCAUUUAUAUCAAUACCAACGAGGCGAGACAGGGAGGUGUCGCCGAACCUGCAGCCAACUCCGAGCCAAACAGCGCCAACUUGCCCGGUGAGGAGGGCAGUGAUGUGAUUUACUCUUCUGUGAAUUGGAAAACCAAGAGCAGGAAGAGGAAGGAAGAAGACUCUGAACAAGGGUCAGCCUGGUAACUCCUACCUUGAGGAGGAGAGGUGCGCAGUGGGAGCAAUGAGCAGAAAUUUUGUCAGUGAUGCACUUGAGAUGGGAAACCUAUACGAUGAAUUCCAGCCUGGACCGGAGAAUAAGGCAGUGGAAUGUGAAUAUGCCCAGGUUAAAUUUAAAAGGAAGAGUGUUUUGCGCAAUUAGAUCACAGGUCACUAUAUUGUUGUGCAAGUUAUUUUUUUAUUUUUUUGUUUUUGUAGCUGUCGUUGCUUUGAAACAUAAAUUUAGAUUGAACAGAAUCAUGUUCCCUUGUUUUUUUAUGUAGUUUAUUUGGCUUUUUUUAAAAAAAAAUUUUUUACAGUUUUUUGGGUCACUUCAUAUUUUUGUGCAUAAUUAUUGUCAGGCUCGACAAAGAGAGAGGACUCAGAUGCAGACUGGCGACGGUAAUGACAGGUUUUAUUUUCAGGUUCGUAUCUCUUCAGACAGAAUGAUAAAUAAAUUGGCUAUGAAAAACUUUGGGUCCAGAGGACAAGACAAGACAAUAAAGAGCACAAAAUGAACAAAAAACACUCCUGUAGGAGGAAAUAGGAAAACUAUACUGAUCUCAAAAAACUAAUACUAUGAAAAUGUAAUAAACAAGAACUCACUCUCAGAGGAAAAAGCUCACAGGCUAUCAAAAUUAUGUACUCUAUGUUACAAAAAUUAUCAAAAGAAAAUGCUCCAAAGGAGGAAAAAGCAAACACUAUCAAAUUAUCUGGCUGGAAACAAAAAGGUCUGACCAACAAUUAUUAACACAAAAUCACUCAUCUUCAGAGGAAUACAAAGACAGAAAAUAAAGCUUGACAAUACUUAACUUGGCAAGGAACAAGACUAUCAACAAGGCUGGAUAUAUUCAACAGGACAAACGAAAUACUCUGGCAACACAGACAGGGAAAGACAAAGACUUUAUACACGUGAGGGAGGGGAGCACAGGUGGAAACAAUCAAGGAUUAGGGAUGAGGUCAGACAGGUGACACAAGAGGAAGGGCAACGACCUGAAACGAGAGGAGAGUUACCUUUCAAAAUAAAACAUGAAAUUCACAAGACAAAAAACCCAAGACAGGACAUCCCUCACUGUGGUGUGACAAUUAUAUCAGCACAUUAUGAUAGUGAUUAGCAUAUGUAAAUUGAGAGCUACCUUUCUGUUUUGCAUAAAUUUAGCAUGUUUUGUUUAUGUCAACAGACAACAGUAUAGAAAAUCUGUUUUGUUUUUUCAAAUGUUUUGUGUAUGUACAUAGUAUGCCUAUAAGCUACAGCAGAGGAUCCUAUUAUCACAAAGUGUGCUAGACAAUGGAAGGAGAAACAAACUCACAUAGUCUGUUUAUGUCUCAGGUAUAAGGAAGUGGAAACCUCAUCCUAAAACCUCAUUAAUACUAAUUUUGGAGUUCUUCCUUAUACUAAUUACCUCCACAGUCGUGCACAUCACUCUGUUGAGUGUUUAGUAUACCAGAUUUUAGAAACAGGCAAGAGAGCCUCUCCUUUAGUCUCUGUCAUUGUUGAGGCUGACUUUCAGGAGCGUGUGAGAGUUUGGCCUAAAAUGUGGAAAAGUAAAAAAGAAAAAAUAAUAAUAAAAUGUAUUUUUCAUGAACAAAUAAAAGAAUUUAACAUUU